AUGUCGCAUGCCGACAUAUCCGGCAGCAAGUUCACCCUUGCUGAUCGCUCUAUUGGUGAUGGAUUCGCGGAGCGUACCAUAGUGGCCUGUCUCAUCGGCAUUGCCUGGUACAACGCCUUGGAAUUGAUCGUUCUGUGCUUCACCACCUUCAAACGAUAUGGCGGGUGCUACUUCUGGUGUCUCCUCAUAGCCUCCUUCAGCAUCAUCCCUUUUGGUCUGGGAUAUCUCCUCCUCAUAUUCAAUAUCUAUACCAAUCUGUUCCCAGUGGCCAUGGAGCUAGUCGCAUGGGUGGGUAUGGUAACUGGCCAGUCGUUGGUCCUCUGGUCUCGAUUACACCUUGUCUGCUAUAACACAACCGUCCUCCAUGCCACUCUCGCUAUGAUCAUUGUCAACGCAAUCAUCCUACACAUCCCCGGUGCCGUCCUCGAACUCGGCAGUCAUUCAAACAAACAUCACCUCUUUCGCGAAGGCUUCGACAUCUUCGAGCGUAUCCAGUUGAUCGGAUUCUCCAUACAAGAAACCAUUCUCUCUGUCAUCUACGCCUGGGAAGCCGCGCGACUGCUGAGUCUCCGCCCAAGAGGCCACUACCGAGGCACACUAGUCCAACUCAUUAUCGUGAACGUCGUCAUGAUUCUUAUGGACGCUGCCAUCAUCGGAGUGCAGUACUCCGGCCUCUUCGACGUCCAUGUCACCCUCAAGGCAUUUGUCUACAGUGUUAAGCUCAAGCUGGAAUAUGCGAUCUUGGGCAAAUUAGUGGUCAUGACGGAGGGGCCCAGCGGUAGUAAUUCGGUCCCCACGGACCUUUCCGAUUUCGUGGACCUCUCUCUCCACCACAAUGGCGAGCCACAGCUGAAUACGGACAUAUUCGCAGAGAAUUCAGAGCACAGCCGUAUACGAGGGUAUUCUAAAGGCUCAUCCACUGAUCCGUUAAGACAAAGUCUCUCCGCUGGCCCCAGUCCGAGUGCCCACAGUCCGAGUUUGAAUAACCCGGCUGUUAACGAUCCUAUAUGUAAAUAA
Molecule: messenger RNA, 1017 nt
Organism: Penicillium bovifimosum
Lineage: Eukaryota; Fungi; Ascomycota; Eurotiomycetes; Eurotiales; Aspergillaceae
Exons: 1
Coding region: 1-1017 (338 amino acids)
Source: RefSeq, a predicted model, not a curated record